This is a messenger RNA of Oncorhynchus tshawytscha (Chinook salmon), 2470 nucleotides long. RefSeq names its product fidgetin-like protein 2. The transcript has 2 exons. The record is from RefSeq and is a predicted model, not a curated record. NCBI's taxonomy places the organism in Eukaryota, Metazoa, Chordata, Actinopteri, Salmoniformes, Salmonidae. The coding region runs from base 1 to 1161 and encodes 386 amino acids.
AUGGAGGAGCUCAGAGCACAAGGUCUGUUGAAGAUGCACUGGUCUCCGGAGCACGCGGCCCCUCUGUCCCAGUGGCCUGAGCAGCACCUGGAUGUGUCUUCCACCACCUCCCCUCCCUCCUCCCACAAACACGACUCACGUGGUUACACCACUGCAGCCGGAUACCCCUGGGCCAGCGAUGACAUCUCUGCCCUCACCGCCUCUUCCUUGUUAAAACGCUAUGCUGAAAAGUACUCAGGCCUGGAGCUGCCCUACGAAAGGCCUGCCCCAGGGGCUUACUCAGAGCCUGGGGCCUUCCUGAAGAGUGAGACUGAGCCCUGGGCCCUGGGGCAGGGCAUGGAGUGUUACCCUGCGCUGGAGGCCCUGGCAGCAGGGGCCAAAGUGGGAUCCGCAUCAGUGGGCCUCCCUGGCACGGGCAGUGUGACGGUGGUGAACAGUAACUUGACCUCUGACCCUGGGUAUAGUGGUGGUGGCUCCUGUAAUGGCCCCCCCUCUCAGGACUACCCCCUCUCCUACAACAGCACCUACCUCUCCUCAGGAUACUGCCUCCAGCCCGGCUCAGCACUUCCCCCAGCCUCUCUGCAAACCACCCCCACCCUGGUGUCCAGCUACAACCCUACCAACCCUGUAUACAACUACCCGCCAGGCUGCUACCCCCACCUCCAGACCAGCCUGGCAGCCAGCUACAGCCACAGCCACCCCAGUGCCUCCUACCUCCCCUCUGGGCUGAGCACCCCUACCCCCCUGAUCCCCCGGUCCACCAUGGCGGGGGGCAGCUAUGGCUACCCCAGUCACAGCCUAGGGGCCGGCUCUGAGACAGGUGGGCCGCUGAAACGCAAGGCCUUUGAGAUGGUGGAAGAGGGGGAGGAGGGAGGAGAAGGAGACGGCUCGCGGUACAGGAAGUUCGUCAACGGCCACAGCAAGAGCCACGGCAAUGGUCACGGCAAUGACUACGACAUAGCGGGCUCAGAAGUCCAGGCCUACAAGCCCGGCAAACCUCUGGUGUCGCCUCCUUAUGUUGGCCAGGGCGAGUACAGCCCCUCCUCAGGCCUAGGUGGGGAGAGUGGGGGAGGAGGGGAACAUGGCUUUCCCCAUCAGAGGCUGGCCAUGAAGAUGCCUGCGUCACAUGCACGAUCUGAGGACCCAACUGGAGGACGCUAGAUCAGGCACUUGAAAGGAACACUCUCUGGGGGUCCUUCGGUUUUAUUGGCAUUUAAAAACCAAGUAGAGUACUUACUCUGACAAAAACUGGGGGAAAAUAAUAAUUGGAUUUUGCAAUGAGAGGUCAUGUGAUCUAACCUGGAAGGAGAGAAAAUGGCAAAUGACUUGAAUCCGCCUCCUAUCUUAUAUCAUUUUCAUUCUUAGAUUUUCUCCAAAGAGUCAAGGGGCACUUUGUCCAGUAUGGGUGUGGUGAGGUGGUGUGAUGACAGAGGGAGGGAUCUAGAUGGAUAGGGCUAAAUCAGGCAGUCUGAAUGGAUUACCGACUGCUUCUCUCAGGAUCCUAUUUAUUUCCCAAUCUGCUACUUUGGCAGACAGUGACAUUGCAAUGUUGUUGUUUUGAAGAGUUGCUCUCUUAAUUGGAGUGGCCACUUGAUAUGGAAAGGACGUUUGACUCUAUUACCUCCUACAGCACCAUAAGAAUCAUAACCUUUCAGACCAAAAAGUAGAGAAGAAGAACAUAAUUGAUGUGAUGUGCUUUAAUAACUUGACACCACGAGCACAAUGAUAGCUCUUCUGAGGCUUGGUGCCUCUAUACAACUCGCUUUGAAACGAAUGUCCCCCUCUCCCCCCUUCCCUUUUCCCUGUUUUCUUUUGACAGUGUUUCUAUGUUAUUUCUCCCACUUUCUCUACCUCUCAUCACUACAUUUUCAUCAUGUUUUCCCUUCCCUGCUUUUUCUCAGUUUGUUUCACUCACUCUUUUUCUUUUUCUGUUAAAGCUGCAAUAUGUAACUUUUUGGGCAACCUGACCAAAUUCACAUAGAAAUGUGAGUUAUAGAUAUGUUAUUCUCAUCGAAAGCAAGCCUAAGAAGCAGUAGAUAUAUUCUAUGUGCUCUAUUUCUAUGCUUACCGGUCUAGUUUUUUCUUCUUUUACUUUCGGUUUUGUACACCAGCUUUAAACAGCUGAAAAUACAAUAGCUUUGGUUAUUGAAAAUAUAUUUCACAGCAGUUUAGAUACAAUGUACAAUGAUUCUCUACACUAUGCAUUGCUUAUUUUGUCAAAAACUGAAAUUAGGUGAACUAUUGUUCAUUAUGCACUGUUACAUGCAGCUCUGUCAAUACAUUGAAAUACUUAAACCUGCAGAAAGAGAUACUUAAACCUGCAGAAAGAGAUAAUUGUAGAAACAUACUUGAGAGAGAGAAUUUUAACUACAGCAUAUAAACUCAGCAAAAAAAGAAAGUCCUCUCAUGGUCAACUGCGUUUAUUUUCAGCAAACUUGUGUAAAUAUUUAUAUGAACAUAAGACCCAACA